Messenger RNA from Leptosomus discolor (cuckoo roller), 329 nucleotides. Lineage: Eukaryota; Metazoa; Chordata; Aves; Leptosomiformes; Leptosomidae. The record is from RefSeq and is a predicted model, not a curated record.
AUGGGGUUCGAGCUGGAUCGCUUCAACGGGGACGUGGAUCCCGACUUCAAAUGCAACCUGUGCAACAAAGUUUUGGAGGACCCGCUGACCACCCCCUGCGGCCACGUCUUCUGCGCCGGCUGCGUGCUGCCCUGGGUGGUGCAGCAGGGCAGCUGCCCCGUGAACUGCCAGCGCAUCUCCACCAAGGAGCUCAACCACGUCCUGCCCCUCAAGAGCCUCAUCCUCAAGCUGGACAUCAAGUGCGACAACCACGCUCGGGGCUGCGAAGCGGUGGUACCGCUGCAACACCUGGGCGAGCACGCCGAGACCUGCGACUUCUCCCCGGCCAA